ACGGCAGGAGGGCCUUCCCGGGCGCGCCACCAUGUCCAUGCUGCCCACUUUUGGCUUCACCCAGGAGCAAGUGGCUUGCGUGUGUGAAGUGCUCCAGCAAGGGGGCAACAUCGAGAGGCUGGGCCGCUUCCUCUGGUCGCUGCCGGCUUGCGAGCACCUUCACAAGAACGAGAGCGUCCUGAAGGCCAAGGCCGUGGUGGCUUUCCACCGGGGCAACUUCCGCGAACUCUACAAGAUCCUGGAGAGCCACCAGUUCUCGGCGCACAACCACCCCAAGCUGCAGCAGCUGUGGCUCAAGGCGCACUACAUCGAGGCCGAGAAGCUGCGGGGGCGACCCCUAGGGGCCGUCGGCAAGUACCGGGUCCGCCGCAAGUUCCCCUUGCCCCGCUCGAUCUGGGAUGGCGAGGAGACCAGCUACUGCUUCAAGGAGAAGAGCCGCAGCGUCCUGCGGGAAUGGUACGCCCAUAACCCUUAUCCGUCCCCCAGGGAGAAGCGGGAACUGGCCGAGGCCACCGGGCUCACCACCACCCAAGUCAGCAACUGGUUCAAAAACCGGAGGCAGCGGGACCGGGCGGCAGAGGCCAAAGAAAGGUACGAGGAAAACAACGAAAAUUCCAGUUCCAAUGGCCACAAUCCGCUUUCCUCCUCCCUCAACGGCAAUAAGACGGUUUUGGGCAGUUCCGAAGAUGAGAAAACACCCUCCGGCACCCCAGAUCAUUCCUCCUCCAGCCCAGCCUUACUUCUCAAUUCAAACCCAGGCUUACAGCCACUCCACAGCUUGGGCCAUCCUCAGGGUCCUAGCGCCAUUCCAGUUCCCAGCGCAGACCCUCUGCAUCACCACAGUUUGCAAGACUCCAUCCUCAACUCUAUGUCUUCAAACCUGGUCGAUCUUGGCUCUUAAGAAUACUUGCUGCACCCACCAUGCUCCCUGAACCCAGGCUCUCUCCAUCUGGGUUCUCUUCUUUUUUCUUCUUUUUUUUUACUUAACUCCUCUGCUCCCACAAACCAAGGAUCUGAAACCUUGGAAGGAUCUAUAAAAUGGAUCCAUUGUUUCACUUUGGAUCAAUUGCUGAGCGGCUGACUGUUAACUUAUCUGGAAGGUACUGUAAAUUCAGGAAUAUUGUAAGCUGUUCAAGGACUCACAUCUUAAGAGGAUGUGGUGAAGCUGAUUGCAGAAAAGUGGAAGACAUUACUGUAGGAUGGGAGUGGGGAAGGCAGAUGGGUUGGAGGUUGGUGAAAAAGCUGCUCCUUUGACAGAACGAAGGCUGGAAGCCUCAGCCCAUACCACCUCUUGUACAAGAUCCAAUCCAGCUGGAUUCCAACUUCUUAACCCACCUCUGUAGAUGUGCUUCAACCUGAUCUGCAGGGAUCAGUUCAUGAAGCUGUUGAGAACUGAAGAGCUGAAGCCAAAGCUCCAUCAAUUUCAGGAGGAUAUUGGGAAGCAAUACAUCUCCCCUAUGGUUGCUCCCACCACCAACUGGCAUCCCCUGGUAUACUGCUUCUAAAUCUGGAGGCUUUAGUAACUGGGCAACACUGAUAGAUUUAUCUGCCAUGAAUUUGUCAGGUCCUCUUUUAAAUCCAUUUAAGCUAGCAUUUUUUUUGCUCGUGGCAGCAAUUGCCUGCCCAUGUCAUCAUCAGAAGCUUUGAUGAA
Molecule: messenger RNA, 1651 nt
Organism: Candoia aspera
Lineage: Eukaryota; Metazoa; Chordata; Lepidosauria; Squamata; Candoiidae
Gene: SIX2
Product: SIX homeobox 2
Exons: 2
Coding region: 32-901 (289 amino acids)
Biological process (GO): regulation of transcription by RNA polymerase II
Cellular component (GO): nucleus; transcription regulator complex
Molecular function (GO): DNA-binding transcription factor activity, RNA polymerase II-specific; RNA polymerase II cis-regulatory region sequence-specific DNA binding
Source: RefSeq, a predicted model, not a curated record